AUGGAACGGCCAAGAUCCUUGGGCGAGACCUUGGCCGCCGGAAUCACAACAUCCUUCUUGUCAUCCCCUGGAUACGAUUGUCGUUCUCCCGUCACUCCACGCAUCCCGCGGACACCAAGAACACCAAGCAUUCCAGGCUCGGCGUCGAGCCUUGCGCAACCGGAAACCCCUGCUUCCGUCCAGGAUGAAGACGCACACCCCAUCAUCUCCUCUGGACCGAGCUUUGGCCUACCGGCGAAGGCCAACUCCUCCAGUCACCACAGCAGCUUCAAGAAGGGUAAGACAACAAGACCCGCAAGCCUCAAGCCGGAGUCACUACACCUCUCUUCACUAUGCCGGGAUAAAGUCGGCCACCAGUUUCUUCCACUCAGUGCUCAAUCAAUAACACCAAGCCUGAUAGAUCGACCAAAACAUGUUCUCGGGCAAAAUGAACUCACGACGUUCUCCGCCAUCAACCUCAUACUGGGCAAGACGAUUGGGGUCGGGGUCUACUCGGUCCCGUCGUCCGUCUUUACUGAGGUCGGCUCGGUUGGAAUGACACUCGUCAUCUGGCUUCUGGGUGCCGUGAUCUCGUUCUGCGGAUUGUCGGUAUAUCUCGACCUUGGCACUGCCUUGCCUCGCUCAGGCGGAGAAAGAGUCUAUCUUGAACGUAUCUUCCGACGGCCGAAAUUGCUGGCCACCAGCAUGUUCAUGGCAUACGUCGUCCUUUUGGGAUUCAGUACACCGAAUUGCAUUAUCUUGGGAAAUUAUGCGGUAUCAGCCUCGGGGUUUCAGCCCGGUCUGUGGGGCGUACGCGGCGUCGCUGUCUUUGUCAUUUCGCUGGCUUGCUUCCUGCAUUCCCAAGCGCCGUCCGCAGGGCUCCGCAUCAUCAACGUUCUCGGCGUGGCCAAGAUGUUGAUCCUCGCAGCUGUUAUCCUGAGCGGGAUAGCCAGUAUCGGUCGAGUCCCGGCCACGACAGGGCCGGGCUCCAUUGCCCAUCAGAACUUCACGUCGAUAUGGGCUGGCACCAGCUCCAAGCCGUACAACUAUGCGACUGCGUUGCUGCAAGUUCUCUACUGCUUUCGCGGCUACAACACAGCGAACCAGGUCAUGUCAGAAGUGCGCAACCCGAUCUCCACCAUCAAAGUCGCGGGUCCGGUUGCCCUAUCCCUCGCGUCGCUCGGAUAUAUUCUGGCCAACGUCGCGUAUUUCUGUGCGGUGGAGAAAGAUGAUUUCCGCUCUUCAGGUGUCGUUGUCGCUAGCCACUAUCUCCGCAAUAUAUUCGGUUCGUUGUGGGGCGAGCGAAUCUUGCCCUGCUUUAUCAUCAUCUCAGCCUUCGGCAACAUCGCCGCCACUUCUUUCGCCCAAGCUCGAGUAAAUCAAGAGCUAGGAGUUCAAGGACUUCUCCCCGCGUCGAGCUUCUGGCGGAGAAACAACGCCGCAGGAGCCCCAGCGUCAGGUCUCCUCCUCCACUGGCUCGUCAGCGUCCUGGUCAUCGUCCUACCUCCUCCUGGAGAGAUCUACACCUUCCUCGUCAAUAUCGGUGGUUACCCGGUCUCCGUCCUGUCCGUCGCCAUUGCAGGAGGUCUUCUCUACCUGCAAAAUACGUCGGACGAGCGCUGGCUGAGUCCAUGUCCUGCGCCCCGGCUGCACACGAUUGUGUUCCUUGCCAGUAACGCCCUUCUGCUCAUUUUUCCGUGGAUCAAUCCCGGAUCAGAUAAGAGCAGCAACAGUACGAGCAACAAGAGAUUCGCGUACUAUGCAUACCCAGCUACGUCACUCGCUAUUAUUGGUAUGGGUGCAGUCUAUUGGUUAUUUUGGCAGAUGAAGAACAACGCCGAGUCGCCUAUCGUCGGCACACCUUUGCUGCACGACUGGUCCUCCGCAGCUGCCGGUAGUCAGGAAUCACUGAGCGAGGAUGAAGGCGGGCAGGAGAUGGGCGGUCCGUCGGGCCAGAGUAAGCUCAAGCUCGACGACAUAUUUGUGGUCGAGGCCGAACUCGAACAAGAGGAGCAGCCACUUGACUCUUACCGGAGUCCCCUGUCGACCGCAUCAGGAGGACGAGGGAUGAGAUGA
Molecule: messenger RNA, 2055 nt
Organism: Cladophialophora yegresii CBS 114405
Lineage: Eukaryota; Fungi; Ascomycota; Eurotiomycetes; Chaetothyriales; Herpotrichiellaceae
Exons: 1
Coding region: 1-2055 (684 amino acids)
Biological process (GO): amino acid transmembrane transport
Cellular component (GO): membrane
Molecular function (GO): L-amino acid transmembrane transporter activity
Source: RefSeq, a predicted model, not a curated record